Porites lobata is the source of this 1445-nucleotide messenger RNA. The record is from the annotation of a GenBank genome assembly. NCBI's taxonomy places the organism in Eukaryota, Metazoa, Cnidaria, Anthozoa, Scleractinia, Poritidae.
GAUCACUGCUACGAUGAGCCAUGUAAAAACAAUGGAUCUUGUGUCAACUCUGAAGAUGGUUACCAGUGCAUCUGUUCAGAAAAGUUUACUGGAGCAAGAUGUGAAGGUAAAUUUAACGAUGCAUUUUUACCUCGGUACUUAACUGUUAUGAAGCUUGUUGGGCAUGUUUGUUUAGGAUUCACUUUAAAAUCGAUGAUUUUCUUUUCUUUUCUUUUACUAAACAGUGAUGUCACACUGCUACGAUGACCCUUGCAAAAACAACGGGACAUGUCGCGAUCAUUCUGUUAACUACACGUGUGAAUGUCUACCAGGUUUCAUGGGAGAAUUGUGUCAAGGUAAACAUUCAUGAAGUUAUUCUCGACAAACUCACGAAAAUUCAUAAAAGUAUAUCAGGCCUAGAAUCACUCUAUACAUGUUUGUUCCAAAAUUUAAUGGGAAGUGCUGACUAUAUUUAUGCCUGGAGAUAUUUAUUUCAGUUAUAGAUCAUUGCUACGAUGAGCCAUGCCUAAACAAUGGAUCUUGUGCCAGUUCUGAGAGCGGUUACAAAUGCACAUGUCCCGCAGCUUCUACUGGACCAAAUUGUGAAGGUGAAUGCUAGAAAUGAACUAAGGCCCCUUUCACACUAAAGCGUUUUCGUUUUAAAACGUAUACAUUUCGAUGCGCUUAGGCCUUCCGUCCACACUAAUGCGCCGAGCGUUUUCAGCGAAAACGCUUUUGAAAGUGGAUCAAAACGAAAACGUACAUAUAUCCUGUUGGUGUGUACGGUCGAAAACGCAUCAAAAUAUAAACGACAACGGAAAAUAUCGAAUGCGCGUGUGUUUGAAGCGUGCACAUCGAGUUCAACUUGUGUCACAACGUGCAUUUCUAUCCUUUUUGAAAGUUUUAGUGUGGACAGUCGAAGAAGGUAUCGAAACGUAGUGAGGACGCGAAUUGAUCGAUGAGUUUUCGAUGCCAACGAAAACGCAUCAUUUUAGAAACUCAUUAGUGUCGACAGGGCCUAAAUGUUUGCAAGUCAAUGAUGCUAUGAGGGUGCGCGAGUCUUAUGUUCAUAAGUAACUUCCUUAAUUUUUGGACUAAAUACCUUUACCUUUUUUUUCACAGUCAAGUCACACUGUUAUGACAACCCGUGUAAAAAUAGUGGAACAUGUCGCGAUUAUCCUGGUAACUACACGUGUGAAUGUCUUCCUGGAUUUAUGGGAGAAAAUUGUCAAGGUAAAAUUAUGGUGAACUUGCUCUUUCUGAUAUAUUUAACCUGAUGUCAACUUAUCUUGUUUCACUGACAACUUGAAGAAAUUCAAACUCUCCUUAUGUCUCGAGAUAUUUAAUUUUCUUUAGUAAUAGAUCAUUGCUACGAUGAGCCAUGCAAAAACAAUGGAUCUUGUGUCAACACUGGAAAUGCUUACCAGUGUACCUGUCCUGCAGCAUUUACUGGACCAAAUUGUGAA